ACGAUGGAACUGUUUAUUGAAACCCUUACUGGUACAGCCUUUGAACUUCGUGUUUCACCUUUCGAGACAGUUUUGUCUGUUAAAACGAAGAUACAAAGACUGGAAGGCAAUGUUGGUAUUCCGGUUACACAUCAACAUCUAAUCUGGCAGUCAAUAGAACUUGAGGAUGACUAUUGUCUUCAUGACUAUGGUAUACUAAGUGGCGCCACCCUGAAGCUAGUUCUAGCGAUGCGUGGUGGCCCUAUCAACACUAGGAGAAUUCCAAUGGAGGACACUGCAUUAAGAGAAAUGGCUGAAUAUAUGGAGGCAAAUAAAGACGAAAUUUUAGAAAAACUUCCAGGCAAUCGUCAAGUUACUCUCUUAGUAUUUCGAGAUGGAGAUCAGCUCAAUUUUUUUCGUGUAGUUGAUCGAGGAGAUGGUACUUUGACCCCUUUGUCUGAAUCUUUGAGGUAA
Molecule: messenger RNA, 453 nt
Organism: Lottia gigantea (owl limpet)
Lineage: Eukaryota; Metazoa; Mollusca; Gastropoda; Lottiidae
Exons: 4
Molecular function (GO): protein binding
Source: RefSeq, a predicted model, not a curated record